This is a messenger RNA of Helicoverpa armigera (cotton bollworm), 579 nucleotides long. RefSeq names its product translation initiation factor IF-2 (gene CPH21). Bases 44 to 520 code for a protein of 158 amino acids. The record is from RefSeq and is a predicted model, not a curated record. The transcript has 2 exons. Lineage: Eukaryota; Metazoa; Arthropoda; Insecta; Lepidoptera; Noctuidae.
GAAUCUUACUUGCUUACAGUAUAAAAGGUAUUGUCACCAAACUAUGGACAUCACACUCACAUCUUCUGUUGAACAGACUGACAUCACCAAACCAAUCAACAUGUACAAGAUUGUAUUCUUCCUCGCCACCCUGGCCUUCGCCGCUGCCAAGCCCAGUGCAGUAGCAGCUCCCUUAGUGGCGGCAGCACCCGUGGUUGCAGCGCCUGCACCCUUCGUCACUGCCACUAGCUCGCAAUAUGUAGCCAGGAACCAUAAUGGACUGUACGCUGCCGCUGCUCCUUUAGUCGCCGCUCCCGCUCCUUUAGUCGCCGCCCCUGCUCCUCUAGUCGCCGCCCCUGCUCCUUACGCCGUCGCAUCCCCUUACGCCGUAGCCCCUGCAGCCAGGAUCGUGGCCCCAGCAGCUGCCCCAUACGUAGCCGCCCCAGCCCCAGUGGUCCCAGCUCUUGCCCGGUAUGCGGCUCCCUACUACGCGGCGUCUCCUUACUUCGCCCCCUCCGCUCCUCUUAUCGCCCUCAAGUAAAUUAUGACUGAUUCUUAGCCCAUUUUUAUACUGACAAAUAUACCUAUUAUUAUCUAGAA